CCGGCUUCCCCGCCAGGAUCCCGCCAGGAUCCCGCCAGGAUCCCGCCAGGGAGGCGGCACGGCGGGCAGAGGUGAACUCAGGGCGCAGCGAGGGCUCCUCGCCCAACACGGGCGGCCUCGCUCGAGAUGCCAAGGUGCUCGCCCGUGUUGCAGGGGGCCGUGGAGCCUAUGCAGAUCGAUGUGGACCCCCAGGAGGACCCGCAGAAUGCACCCGAUGUCAACUACGUGGUGGAGAACCCCACCCUGGAUCUGGAGCAGUACGCGGCCAGCUACAGCGGGCUUAUGCGCAUCGAACGGCUGCAGUUCAUUGCUGACCACUGCCCCCCGCUGCGGGCCGAGGCCCUGAAGAUGGCCCUGUCCUUUGUGCAGAGGACCUUCAAUGUGGACAUGUACGAGGAGAUCCACCGGAAGCUCUCAGAGGCCACCAGGGAGCUGCAGAACGCGCCUGACACCAUCCCCGACAGUGGCGUGGAGCCGCCACCCCUCGACACUGCCUGGGUGGAGGCCACACGGAAGAAGGCCCUGCUGAAGCUGGAGAAACUGGACACGGACCUCAAGAACUACAAGGGCAACUCCAUCAAGGAGAGUAUCAGGCGCGGCCAUGAUGACCUGGGUGACCACUAUCUUGACUGUGGGGACCUCAGCAAUGCCCUCAAGUGCUACUCCCGGGCACGGGACUACUGCACCAGCGCCAAGCACGUCAUCAACAUGUGCCUCAAUGUCAUCAAGGUCAGCGUCUACUUGCAGAACUGGUCUCACGUGCUGAGCUACGUCAGCAAGGCCGAGUCCACUCCUGAGAUAGCCGAGCGUGGGGAGCGGGACAGCCAGACCCAGGCCAUCCUCACCAAGCUCAAGUGUGCCGCAGGCCUGGCUGAGCUGGCUGCUCGAAAAUACAAGCAGGCCGCCAAAUGCUUUUUGCUGGCUUCAUUCGACCACUGUGAUUUCCCCGAGCUGCUUUCCCCCAGCAACGUGGCCAUCUAUGGCGGCCUGUGUGCCCUGGCCACCUUUGACCGCCAGGAACUGCAGCGCAAUGUCAUCUCCAGCAGCUCCUUCAAGUUAUUCUUGGAGCUGGAGCCCCAGGUCCGGGACAUCAUCUUUAAAUUCUACGAGUCCAAGUAUGCCUCGUGCCUGAAGAUGCUGGAUGAGAUGAAGGACAACCUGCUCUUGGACAUGUACCUGGCUCCCCACGUUAGGACCCUCUAUACUCAGAUCCGCAACCGCGCCCUCAUCCAGUACUUCAGCCCUUACGUGUCGGCUGACAUGCACAAGAUGGCAGCGGCCUUCAACACCACGGUGGCGGCCCUGGAGGACGAGCUGACGCACCUCAUCCUGGAGGGGCUCAUCAACGCCCGCAUCGACUCCCACAGCAAGAUCCUGUAUGCCAGGGAUGUGGACCAGCGCAGUACCACGUUUGAGAAGUCCCUGCUCAUGGGGAAGGAGUUCCAGCGACGCGCCACAGCCAUGAUCCUGCGAGCGGCCGUGCUGCGCAACCAGAUCCACGUCAAGUCCCCUCCCCGCGAAGGGAGCCAAGGGGAGCUGACGCCGGCCAACAGCCAGUCUCGGAUGAGCACCAACAUGUGAGGGCCCCUGGUGGCCCCCAGGAUGGUCUGCGUGCCAGCCCUCUCCCCUCCCCUCCAGACUUGGACAUGUGGGCCUCCCAGCGCUCUUGUGACACUUCCAGAGGUUCCUGCUGGGGCCCCCCCAGCUGGGGUUCCACAUCCAGCUUCUUAUGCUCCCUCUACUCUUGUGCCCUGUGCGGGGGAGGGUCAAGGCCCUUUCUGGAAGGAAAGGCCUGGAGGGCACACCUGUGUGGCACCCAGAGCCCCACCUGGCAGCACUGCAUCCCCACCCCCCGCAGCUGAUCCCGCUCUGUCGAUUAAAGAGUAGCCUGAGAACACA
Molecule: messenger RNA, 1899 nt
Organism: Suricata suricatta (meerkat)
Lineage: Eukaryota; Metazoa; Chordata; Mammalia; Carnivora; Herpestidae
Gene: GPS1
Product: G protein pathway suppressor 1
Exons: 13
Coding region: 127-1581 (484 amino acids)
Cellular component (GO): COP9 signalosome
Source: RefSeq, a predicted model, not a curated record